AUGACUACCGAUAAAACAGCGCCCGUUGUCGUCGCCGGAGCGGGAGCUUGGGGACUGUCGACAGCCCUCCACUUGGUCAACGAUGGAUAUACGAAUGUCACCGUGCUGGAUCGCGCAUCAGAGCUCCCAUCGCGCUACUCUGGAGCGUACGACCUGAACAAGAUUGUGAGAGCCGAGUAUGAGGACCCCUUCUACACCGAUCUAGCAUUGGAGGCUAUUAGGGAAUGGCGGACACCAUUGUUUGGGCCUUAUUAUCAUCACACCGGCUAUGUCGUCGCCACAUCAGACAAAGCUCCAGCGAAGGCAGUUCAGCAUCUGGAGAAGGCAUUGAGCUCUGUCCGGGAUCAUGCGUCGUUCAAGCCUUUCAUAUCGUCGUUAGAUACGCCACUGAAGUUUAAGGACGUGUUCUGGCAGUUCAGCGGACCAUCCAGGUUCAAAGGGUAUGUUAAUCGCCACGCGGGAUAUGCACAUUCCUCCAAUGCAAUGAAGGGCAUAUAUAGGCACCUCACAACGCGAGGCGUGCGAUUUGUGCUCGGAGAAGCUGGGCGUGUGAGUGAAUUAGUGUACAGUCGCAACCCACGACGCUGUGUCGGUGCACGGACCGCGGAUGGCACUACUCAUCAGGCGGCUCUUAUAAUAGUAUGUUUGGGUGCAUAUGCUGCAGAGAUUAUACCCCAGGUUGGUACGUUUGCUGUGGCCAAAUGCUGGUCGGUUGCGCAUGUGCAACUGACGGAGGAGGAAUGCGACUUCUUGAGAGGCAUACCAGUGCUGAACAUCCGGGAUCUUGGCUUUUUCUUUGAACCAGAUCCUGCGACCAGGCUUUUCAAGAUUUGUCCGCUAGGCGCAGGGUACGUCAACACGAGUGAGACAUCUGGCAUUUCGCUGCCUCCUCUGGAUGUGUUGCCACCACCACAAGAUCACAUUCCGCUCGAGGAUGAGCGGAAAUUGCGGCGUCUGCUCAGAGAGACGUUCCCGUGGAUGGCAGGAAGACCUUUCGUCGACCAGAAGAUGUGUUGGUUCUCAGACACAUCGGAUUCCGAAUACUGCGUUGAUUUCGUACCUGACACAGAUCAGUCUGUCAUAGUUCUGGCAGGCGAUUCCGGUCAUGGCUUCAGUAUGUCCCCUUUUCGCAAGCCUGAACCAGUGAACAACUGGGAGCUAGUCUAG
This is a messenger RNA of Cyphellophora attinorum, 1167 nucleotides long. Its product is annotated as L-saccharopine oxidase. Gene Ontology annotation, molecular function: sarcosine oxidase activity; saccharopine oxidase activity; flavin adenine dinucleotide binding. The record is from RefSeq and is a predicted model, not a curated record. The coding region runs from base 1 to 1167 and encodes 388 amino acids. NCBI's taxonomy places the organism in Eukaryota, Fungi, Ascomycota, Eurotiomycetes, Chaetothyriales, Cyphellophoraceae. The transcript has a single exon.